Messenger RNA from Penicillium soppii, 807 nucleotides. RefSeq names its product RTA1 domain-containing protein. The record is from RefSeq and is a predicted model, not a curated record. NCBI's taxonomy places the organism in Eukaryota, Fungi, Ascomycota, Eurotiomycetes, Eurotiales, Aspergillaceae. Gene Ontology annotation, cellular component: membrane. The transcript is spliced from 2 exons. The coding region runs from base 1 to 807 and encodes 268 amino acids.
AUGGCGAACAGCCCAACAACCGCCGAAGUUGGAAAUGGAAUUUAUCCAUACAAACCAAGCCAAACAGCAGGCAUGAUGAUGGCUGUCCUAUUUGGCAUGAGUGCGGCCUACCAUCUCAUAAUCAUGAUUAAAAAGAGAACUUGGUUCUAUACACCCCUAACUAUUGGUGCUAUCAUGAUGGGUGCCGGUUAUAUUGCACGUUAUAUUUCGGCAAAGUCCCCCAGCGAGCUCGGUGUCUACAUCAUCCAAUCGCUCUUUAUUAUCCUUCCGCCAUCCCUCUACGCCGCCACUAUCUAUAUGAUCUAUGGUCGUUUAGUCCUCUACGUCAAUGCGCCGGAGGCCAGUAUCAUUCGUCCCACCCGGGUUACGAAGAUAUUUGUGUGUGGUGACGUGCUCGCUUUUUUUCUCCAAGCGGGCGGUGGUGGGAUGAUGGCCCAAGCUAGUAUGGCAAAGCUUGGACAGAAAAUAAUGUUGAUUGGCCUAUUCAUUCAGCUCAUGUUUUUUGGCUUCUUCCUCUCGGUUUCUCUGGUCUUCUGGAAGCGUAUGCAAUCCUCUGCCAAGCUUUACACAAUCCCAAAAUAUGGAAAACACACUUGGCAGGCACUCUUAAAAUUUUUGUUGGGAGCUGCUGUGAUUAUCAUCCUGAGAUGUGUUUACCGAGUUAUCGAAUUUGCGCAGGGAAAUGAUGGCUAUCUCGCUACCCAUGAGGUCUAUAUGUACCUUUUCGAUUCAGCGCCGAUGCUUGUUGUCCAAAUGAUGUUCCACUUUGUGCAUGCUGGCGAUGUCUUCCCCCCGGUAUUGAUUUGA